CUGGGCAUUCUUACAUACUCUCUAGUUUCUUUGUGCAAACACAACAAGGUGUACUGUCUCUUUAAGGGCUGUCACUGCUCGCUCCUGCUAACCUCCCGCUGCUUGUUAUUUUCUGCAACAAGAUGGCUGUCGUUCCUGAGAGCAGAGUCCUCACUUUCAGCGUUUUUAAAUGGAGCUCUUACUCCUCUACAUAUUUACCUGAGAAUAUCUUGGUGGACAAACCUAACGAUCAGUCUUCCAGGUGGUCUUCUGAGAGCAACUACCCUCCACAGUUUUUAAUCUUGAAAUUGGAAAGGCCGGCGAUUGUUCAGAGCAUCACCUUUGGGAAGUAUGAGAAGACUCACGUCUGCAACCUGAAGAAGUUUAAAGUGUUUGGUGGGAUGAGUGAAGAGAACAUGACAGAGCUUUUGUCCAGUGGCCUUAAGAAUGACUACAACAAGGAAACGUUCACCUUAAAGCACAAGAUUGACGAGCAGAUGUUUCCCUGCAGAUUUGUCAAAAUAGUGCCUCUGAUGUCCUGGGGUCCUAGUUUUAAUUUCAGCAUCUGGUACAUUGAGCUGCACGGUAUCGAAGAUCCUGACGUGGUGCAGCCCUGCCUUAACUGGUACAGCAAGUACAGAGAACAGGAAGCCAUCCGCCUUUGCCUCAAGCACUUCAGACAGCAUAACUACACAGAGGCCUUCGAGUCACUGCAGAAGAAGACUCGGAUAGCACUGGAGCACCCAAUGCUCACCCACCUGCACGACCGGCUGGUGCUGCAAGGAGACUUCGACGCCUGUGAGGAGCUCAUAGACAAAGCCGUGAGAGACGGUUUGUUUAACCAGUAUAUCAGCCAGCAGGAGUACAAGCCCAGGUGGAGUCAGAUCAUCCCGAAAUGCAACAAAGGUACAAGCGCCCAAGAAAUCAACCGAGACGACAUGAACAGUGACGGCGACGACAACAGGCCAGGAAUGAGGGGAGGACAUCAAAUGGUCAUUGACGUCCAGACUGAGACUGUGUACCUGUUCGGGGGCUGGGACGGCACACAGGACCUGGCUGACUUCUGGGCUUACAGCGUUCAGGAGAACCAGUGGGCCUGCAUCUCCAGAGACACAGAGAAAGAGAGUGGUCCGAGCGCUCGUUCGUGCCACAAGAUGUGCAUCGACUCCCAGCGGCGUCAGAUCUACACGCUGGGCCGGUACCUGGACUCCAGCGUCAGGAACAGCAAGUCUCUGAAGAGCGACUUCUACCGUUACGACAUCGACGCCAACACCUGGACGCUACUCAGCGAGGACACUUCAGCUGACGGGGGGCCAAAGUUGGUGUUUGACCACCAGAUGUGCAUGGACUCGGAGAAGCACAUGAUCUACACGUUUGGUGGCCGCAUCCUGACGUGUAACGGCAGCGUGGAGGACAGCAGGACGUCAGAGCCUCAGUUCAGCGGCCUGUACGCCUACCACUGCCAGGCCGGGACAUGGAGCCUCUUGCGGGAAGACUCAUGUAACGCCGGGCCAGAGGACGUCCAGUCCCGCAUCGGACACUGCAUGCUCUUCCACACUAGAAACCGCUGUCUGUACGUGUUCGGAGGUCAAAGGUCGAAGACGUACCUCAAUGAUUUCUUCAGCUACGAUGUGGACGGAGAUCAUGUAGAGAUCAUAUCCGAUGGCACCAAGAAGGACUCAGGCAUGGUGCCAAUGACGGGCUUCACCCAGAGAGCCACCAUCGACCCCGAGCUCAACGAGAUCCACGUCCUGUCGGGCCUCAGCAAGGACAAGGACAAACGCGAGGAGAACGUCCGCAACUCCUUCUGGAUCUACGACAUCGCCCGCAACAACUGGUCAUGUGUGUAUAAGAACGACCAGGCGGUGAAAGAGAACCCGAGCAAGGCUCUGCAGGAGGAGGAGCCGUGUCCACGCUUUGCACACCAGCUGGUCUACGACGAGAUGCACAAGGUGCAUUACCUGUUUGGUGGGAACCCCGGGAAGUCUUGUUCUCCAAAGAUGCGCCUGGACGACUUCUGGUCUCUCAAACUGUGUCGGCCCUCCAAGGAGUACCUGCUCCGCCACUGCAGAUACCUCAUCAGGAAGUACAGGUUUGAGGAGAAAGCCCAAUCGGAGCCACUGAGUGCACUAAAGUACCUGCAGAACGACCUUUCGCUGACGGUGGACCACACAGACCCUGAUGAGACCAAGGAGUUCCAGCUCCUGCCCUCGGCCCUCUUCAAGUCCAGCUCUGACUUCAUCCCUCUGGGUUUCUCAGACGUGGACCAGACGUACGCUCAGCGGACGCAGCUCUUCGACACGCUCGUCAACUUCUUCCCGGACAGCAUGACCCCACCCAAGGGCAAUCUGGUAGACCUCAUCACGCUCUAGCCCCUCCCACCUCUGACACCCCUCCUUCUCUCCUCCCCCGUCACCUCACCCACCGGACUGACUGAACACCUACCCAUCCACGCACCCGAUGGGGACGGAGGAGACAAGAGGCCAGUUAUUUUUCUAUUCCUGAACCCCGCUGAUGGGAUUACCCUUCACCUGGAGCCUCCCUCUGUCACAGUUACCUGACGGUGAGGGUCGAACACACACACUUAAACAACACUGUGGUAUUGGGAUACGAGCAAAACUCCACGACCUGAGGGGUGUGUGUGUGUGUGUGUGUUUUUUUCCCAAAAUAUCCCUUUGGUUUUCUUGCUGAUGAAAAUUACUUGGAGCACGCAAAACCCCUCUAAACUCUGCCAAACAUCACUUGUGUUUUUCAUCUUCACUUGAUUUUUUUCCCCCCGCAGAAACCUUAAGGCCAAAAAACAAGAUUUGCACGCAUUUGUUUGCAGUCUUUUAUUCAUAGAUUUUUUCUUUUUUUUUUUCUUGGAUUUGUGCUUUGUACCCAUGCAAACGCCCACACGGUCGACCACAGGCGUCCAGCCACAUGUUUGCAGCAAAACAGAUGACGUCAGUUGUUGCAAAAGUUAAGUUGAAAUUAGCUGGUUGAUCAUUUAUUUUGAAGACAGGACGGUGUGACCAUGAUUCAGGAAACCACUUCACUCUCCACAGCUACAAGCUCGCCUGCAAAAUCUAAUGUGAAUGUUCAUUUUGAUGAUUUGGUUUGCUCGCUUUUCUGUAACUCAUGCCCCUAUUUAUGAUCGUGACGACCUCGCAAAGGCAAAAAGAGUCAAAACAUGUAAUAGUGUUGUAUGAACAAUAGAGAGAUAAAGUUUAAUAUAUAUCUAAAUAUACCUUUUAUAUCGGUUUUGAUUGUUAUCCCUGUAAAACUGGCUGGUAAAUUUGGAUUUACUACAGGAGACACAAGGUUUUUUUCCUCAGUAAUUAAUGGAUUGUAACUUAAUUCUAAGUGGUUAAAUGCUGUACAGAAUAUGUAAAUAUACAUAGAGGACUUUCUUUGCAUUGAACAGAUUCUGUGCUGGAUCAUGUUCUCUCUUGUCCCUUUUCAUCAAAAAGCCAGGGCCCACAUACAGUAACUUUGUGGCUCUGCAUUAAAUACUCAUUACUACUUAUUGGGAAGAGUUGAAAACAAUCGGUGUGCAUGUGCGAAUGAAGUGCCGGUGCCAGUAAUCCAGUUUGACAAUUAAGAGUGGGAAAAGGCAUUUUAGGUCUGUUUGUCAUAGUGUGUUAACACAAUGUUCCUCAGAGUGAUGAAUUAGUGGGUGAAAUAUUUUUUUUCCUCUAAAAAAUCCCUAAUGUGCCCCUGAAUAGAUUUGUGAAGUGGACAGCAGGGUUGAGCAGAACCGGCCUCGCCUCCGCAUCAUCCAUUACAACCAUGUAAUGUACAAACCUUUCAGGUGUUACAACUCUUAUACCAUGGCCAGUUGCCAACCAAAUGCCAUACAUCAUCAAAUACAUUUUUUUAACUAGUGUAAAAAAUUAGCGGCAUGGCUAAAAAGAAGUUCAGGUCUCCCUCAGGAUGAUUGACCUUUCAUGUAGCAACAUUAUCAGGUCAAAAUACCUAAGUUUCCGAUGUUCCCAUAGAUUUCUUUUAAUAUCAUUUAAAGUUUUAAUUUUGCAUGGAAAGUGCACAGUUAGCAGUAGGCACACAAGAGUUAGCUAACAGCUAAUGUCUAUCUGUUGUUCCUGGGCAGUGAACAGUAGCCUCAGCUGUACUUUGUAUUAAGUGCUUUUUUAAAAAACCAAAUGUAGCAUGCUAACACGCUAAACUAGGAUGGUUAAAAAAGAAAUACCUUUAUGAACAUUAACAUGCUAACAUUGUAACUGUGACUUUGUUAGCAUUCUGAGGUUAGCAUUUGGUUCAGCUGUAGACUUUACUGAACGCUACUGCUCAAAUCAGAUUUUAUUUUUUGUUAAAUGUGGCCCAUAUAAGAUUCCAAUGUAAACAGGGCACCGUCCUGAAGUGACCUACAUGACUGAUGUUGAUCUAGAGUGACAUAAAGGUCACGUGAAUUCUGGUACGACUGUUCACACUGGUUACAUUGAAGUCCAACCUGUAUCUGAUUUGGACCACGUGAGGCCCAAACCAACACUGAUACAUUUAUUUAGAACUGCAAACAAACACUCGUGUCAUUGGUGUCCUGUUACUAAAAGUUGGUCCGUGUCAGCCAAUCAGAAUGUAGAAUUUUCCGUGGCCAUGGUAUAAGUUAAUUUUACAGACACAAACCUGGUAGCUGUUAUUUAACUCAUCCAACAGAAGUCUGCCAGACAUGAGCCGGUCGUAGACUUUCACACACAGCUGGCUGCCUGAAUGCUAGUGGGAAACGAUUGCUUUGCUCUUCUUUAUCUCCCUUAAGAAACACUAUUCAGAGAGGGACAGUGAGUUUUGAUCAUUCACUUACUAUUCUGAUAAUGCAACACCAUACAUGGUUUACUCACAUAGGAAGAGUGGGAAACGGCUACAGGAGGAAGGGACACGCACCACAAAGCUUCCCACAAACACUAAAUUUGGAAUGUGUUUCACAGUCAUAGGAAUAAUUUCCUGUGAUCUGGUGUCAAAAAUUGGUCGCAACAUCGCUAAAAAGAGAAACGCAAGACCAGACUUUAGGGUAAAAAUACUUGCUGCUCAAAUCUUCCAUAAGGAGGUCGAGAGUCAGACCACACGAGUAGCCCUGGAGGAUUUGCUGUCUUGCUGAAGGACACUUCUGAAGGGAGGUUGAGUCUGGCCGCGGUACCACAUCCCUUCUCACAAACCAGUAGCGCUGACCAGCUGCAUGCUUUUAGUUAAAGUUGAAAAGUUUACCUCUGCUGCCACCAAAUCAUUUCUCGGGGGAUUUUGAGGUCAGAUUUCAUUGGUGCUCACUGGUCACUCAAAGUCCCACCAUGUCAGUUUUCUUGUUCAUCGUCUUCCAUGACUCUCAGAUGCUAAAGGAUUGUUUUUCAGUGGAAAUAUGAUCACCAACAUCCCAUCGCAAAACAAAAACAGUGUUCAUUGGUGAAAUGAUUCUCUCCCAGUCGACAUUCAGAACAACUGUGAUACAUGAGAACACUGUGUGACGUCCCUGGCACAUCUGCUACGACUGUUAACCACAACUUGUACAUAAUUGUGUAAUGUACAGGAUCAGCACUCUUUCUAACUAUGAGCUCGAAGAACAUUGAGGACAUCAUUAGGAUAGUUUGACUGGAGGGGCAGAAUUGGGUAGAAAGAUGGUUCGUUGGUUGCUAUUUAACACUAGUUUGAGUGGAGGGUCACGUCUGUAAUCAGAGUAACAUUCAGUGUUUACUGAGACAUGAACCAGUUAACUUAUGAGUUUCUUUAGUGGCAAUUUAUAUUUAAUGCACUUAUUUAGAAAUUAAAGGACCAUACUGAUGUUUUUCACAUUAAAUGCCAUAUAAUUAAAAGUAAUGUACUGUAGCAUUAAAACGAGCCCCUGUAACACAUUGCUCAACUACAACCACUGGAGAUAGCUAAAUGCUACAGCAUGUACAGUGAACUGACUCAGUUACACAGCAAUAUCGGUCUACAGCAAAGUUUACUAGCAUUAGCCACCAUUAGCUACUGGUCGUACCUAACAAAACCAGACAUGAUAUUCACCUAAACAUUUGUGAUAUGAUGCUGAAGUGAAAUGAAACCAGCUGCUGUGUAGAAGGCAGGGGAACAACUAUACUAUGUACACUAAAUGUGAAGCUACUGCUAGCAGCCACUUUUAGUUUCGUUAAGCUUAGCAUCAUCAGUCCAAAGGUUCCAAACUGCCUACUGACCUCUAAAUGUCAGGUUUCAAAGGGGCAAACAAACCACACGAUUAUCAGUUUAAACUACACUACAUCUUAGAAGAAUAAUAAUAAUAAUUGCUGAACAUUGAGCUUUAGCCAACUUUAAUGUUGCCUGUAAGAAAAGUCUAAAGUGAGAGUAGUUAACCAAGCUUUAUGCUGGCCACCCAACUGUGCCUGGCCAACAUAUAGUCCACUACAUAAACUCCUGUAAAAAAUUAAAUAAAUACAUUUACAUUUCAGUUUUUGUACGGAUUAAACAAACCAGAUAUAGCGUGUUAAUCAGUGAGCUUUAGGGGUGAUGCUAAGUGGAUAUUUUUACCUUGGAACCAGAGCCAGGCUAGCUGUUUCCCACUUUUUCCAAGCUUUUUCUAAGCUGAGCUAACCACCUGUUGGCGGUAGCUUUAUAUUUAGAAUACAGGUGUGAAAUUUGUGGAAAUGCCCGUAAUUACUUUCUUUCCAACUGUUCCUUUAAGGAUGCAUGGUCUUUAGCCAGAGUUUGCUGACAAAAAACAAAAAAACAAGUAUGGUCCUUUAAGUGUCAAACCCCUGUGUGAAUGGAGAUGUUUGAUGCUGUACACUGAACGCAAAUAAUGUACAGCCCCAGCCUCACUUGAUUUGAUAAUAAUAAUAAUAAUAAUAAUAAUAGUAAUAAUAAUACAGAGGACUUUCCAUUAAGUGCACUAUUGUAUAAAAUGUCAGAUCCCCUCAGGGUGUUGUUUACUGUGAUUGUGGGUCCUCUGCUACUGUACCUAUCAUCACUGUAAAUAAUCUCACUGGUGUGUUUACAUAAUCUGCCUGCGUUUCACUGGAGACGAGUAGUUCCCAUCACUCCACAUUAAAGUUAUCUCGCACAGUUUAGCAUCAGCAGGGAGCGUCAGAAGCGGCCUGCUGAAUUCAGCACGUGUCACGAUUUACCACGAUAGAGACGUUGCUUGAUAGGGUCCCAAUUUUUUGGUCGUUUUAUGUUCAUUUUGCUGGAGGAGGACGAUGGCGUGUGUCUGUUCCUGUAUAUUUUGCCCACAUUUCUGCUGCCCUGAUACCGAUAAAUGGAAAGAUCAGUGAUUUAAAAAAAAAAAGAAAAGAAACAAGACACCAGAGCAAAAAAGAAAGGUUUAGAAAAUGCUAUGUGAGGGAUUAUUUAUGAUUAACCUUUAGGUCUCCUCCUGCUUGCCGUAGCAUUUAUUUUUGUGCCAGAAGAAAGCUGUGUUUGAAAAGAUUAAUCGAAAGCACCUUUUGUAAAAAACAAAAAAACAAAACACACAAUGCCAAAUACUACUUUUUUUUGUUGCUGUUUUAGGGUUAAUAUCCUCCACGCAUCAGUGUUUGCUGGAUGGAAUCUUAUUUUUGAAUUUGUUUUAUUUUGUCUCUUUUUUUCCCAUCUUGCCCUUCUCCCGACCCCUGGGUGGGACUCAGGAGUUUUAAGGCUGGUACUCUCAGAUCAGUGAGCACUACUCUGUGGAUACAGUGAAUGUGUAGAAAGCCUUGUAGUAUUGCAUUGUAUGUAAUGUAUAUAAUGAAUAAAGAUUGUAUUUUGUUCAGGUUUUCUUAA
Molecule: messenger RNA, 7698 nt
Organism: Dicentrarchus labrax (European seabass)
Lineage: Eukaryota; Metazoa; Chordata; Actinopteri; Moronidae
Gene: mkln1
Product: muskelin 1, intracellular mediator containing kelch motifs
Exons: 18
Coding region: 123-2351 (742 amino acids)
Cellular component (GO): cytoplasm
Molecular function (GO): protein binding
Source: RefSeq, a predicted model, not a curated record